GCUCGGCCAGUCUGCGCGCGCGACUCGCCCGGAACGGUCGUCCCGGCGACUCCUCCUGUGGUAUACCUUCUCUCUUAUCAGUGCUUAUGGUAACAUGUAGUUUGUUUUUUUUUUUGGACUCUCGAUUCUUUCGCAUACCGACACUUUCGUUGUAGUGUAGCGAUGUUUUGCGACUGUUGUGCUGUGAACUGGUGACCGACUUUUUCGUUUGAAUUUGAUUUCGAAGAUAUAGUUUGCGGAAAACUCGAAGAUGGUGCUGACAAUAAUCAUGCAACGGAUGCCAUCCGAAACGCUAUGUCUGGUCGUCUUCUCGAUCGUUUCGAUAGCGAACGCGGCAAUCGUGCCUCCACCCUGGGCUAAUCCCACGAGUAAUCCUUGCGCUACACAGCCGAGAGGCUGGCAGUUGCUCUACUGGCCGGCCGACGGAAAAUGCUACAAGAUCUUUCAGAUCGGUGCGCCGUGUCCGGAGACGAUGGAGCUGAGUCCGUCAGCGGUGGGUAGCGAGACGACGGCCGAGUGCAGGUGUCCUCCGGGCACAGCUCAGUCGCCGAGAGACGCAUUGUGCCAUCCAAUAUUCACGAGAGCUUCCUGUCCGAAAGGCCAGUACUUCGCGCCCGUGCCUGAAUCACUGGUCAAGCCACCCUCGAAGAAACGCUGGGGUGUCUGCCGCGAUCCCGAGCCCUGCCUCUCGAGUAACGAGGUGUUCUGGCCCCGAGACGGCAAGUGCUACUCUCGCCACACACGUGGCCCCUGUCCCAAGGGCGAGCUUCUGAUCUUGGAUAAGGAUGGUCUGGCUGCUUGCGCCUGCUCGAGGGAUGGCGAGCUAGGUAAAUUCUAUUCACCCUACGGUGGCAUCGGCUGCUACGAGCACUACACCAAGGGACCCUGUCAGGAACCUGGUGAACUAUUUCUGCCCGGAGGCAAGUGCGGCUGCCACGAGGACAUGCCUCAGUUUCACAAGCCGACGAACAUGUGCUACCAGUUGGGCGGCGUAGGUCCCUGCGCACCCGGUCACCAGUUCAACGUCCCAUCAGACGGGGCAUCUAAGCCAGUCCACGCGACCUGCAGCUGCAAGCCGAACUACGUGCUCUACGAAGACGGAAUCUGCUACCGCCUGCACACUCAGGGCCCUUGCCAGUCGGGCGACAUGCUCGUCAAUUCGACCACCUGCGUGCCAGUUCCCUGCAAACGAGGCAGGCUGUACUUCCCUCGUGAGCGCACCUGCUACAAGAUCGGCUCGAGCGGUCCCUGUCCCAGUGGCCAGGUCGUGCUCUACGACUACAGCGCUCGACCCUCGGUCGAUGGCAUUAGCUACAACGGCGUGUGCGGCUGCACCGGUGCCCUCAAGAGCGCCGGCAAGUGCGAGGAGGCCCAGUUGGCUGAAAAGUGCGAGGAGACGCCGGGUAUGGUGCUAAUGAACAACACCUGCCACAAGCUGUACACGCAGGGGCCCUGCGCCGAGGGCGAGUGGCUGGUGGCACAGAGGAGCGGCAAGGUUGGCAGCAGCGCUGACGACGAACUCUUCAGAAACAGGACGCCGAUGGCCAAGGCCCGAUGCGAGUGUAGGCCCGGAUACAAACGGACCACUGAGCUGGAGAGUAACAGCAUCGUCGUGCCAGGCAAGUGCCAGGCGCCGGCCGUUGGCCUCGCCAAGUUUCUCAACGAGCACGUCAAGUCGGUGACCGUCUGAUGAUGAUGAGCUGUGAUUUACCAGUGUAUCAUGGACACUUGUGACUUGAGUGAGAUGACUUUCGAGGAUGUUCACUAAGCGUAAUUGGUUAUGUGUAUUAUAAUGGUUAACAGUGGGAAGCGUUGUACCUGUCAAAUUCGCGAUUUCCGUUGAAAGACGGAGACGUUCGAUUUGAUUGUGUGUUUUGGAUAUCUGGAAGGUUGUGUACAUACUUAUGUAGUAUUAAGUGAGAAGUAUCGAUUAAGACGAGUACUGGACUUCUUCGUGCGGUUCUAGACGAUUCAGAAAUGCUCGAUCGAACGAUGCCUGGUAUACGGUGCGUCUUUUUCAUAAGAGUAAUUUAGGACUGCGUUAAUUUAUUGCUGCAUUCAAGGCAAAUUGUAAAUACUAUUAUCUGUACUAUUGACUUUUGUUUCUUUAACGAAGACUGCUUUCGACAAGAAAACUCGUGAGUUUUCUUCCAAACGAAUGUAAAAAUUGACCGACUGUUUAACGAUAAUAAAAAGAUAUUAAUUUAA
Molecule: messenger RNA, 2208 nt
Organism: Nasonia vitripennis (jewel wasp)
Lineage: Eukaryota; Metazoa; Arthropoda; Insecta; Hymenoptera; Pteromalidae
Product: multiple epidermal growth factor-like domains protein 10
Exons: 5
Coding region: 251-1690 (479 amino acids)
Source: RefSeq, a predicted model, not a curated record